AUGAUUGCCACGACGGGCAGCUCGGCGAAGGCGGCGGCUGUGGGCGGCAAGGCGGCGCGGGCCUGUGACGGGUGCCUUCGCCGGCGAGCGAGGUGGUACUGCGCGGCGGACGACGCGUUCCUGUGCGAAGGGUGCGACACGUCGGUGCACUCGGCGAACCCGCUCGCGCGGCGGCACGAGCGGCUGCGCCUGCAGCCGGCGUCUGCGCUGCAGACGCCGCCUCGCACGGGGGCGGGGGCGAAUAAUAAGCGCGAGCGUCACGACGAGGUGGUGCCCGCGUGGUUCAGGCGCAAGGCGCGCACCCCGCGCGGCGGGCACGCCAAGAGCGUCGGCGGGCAGGCGUUGUCGCGGCGCCUCGUCGUGCCGCAUGCGGCGGCAGGCGGGGACUCGCCUGACGACGGGCGGAACGGCGAGGGGGAGUUGGAGGUCGUCGAGGAGGAGCAGCUGCUGUACCGCGUGCCCAUCUUUGACCCUGCCCUAGCCGAGUUCUGCUCGCCCUCGCCUCUUGAGGACGCGGCCGCUCUCGCGUCGUCCUGCAACGAAGACGGCGCCGUCGAGGACCCCGCAAAGCCGGCUCCAGCGACACCUGCAGCGGCGCCGGCGGUCCAGUUCUUCCCCGACGGCGGCCAUGCCAACUUCGAGCCCACCGACGCCGAGCUCAGGGAGUUCGCCGCGGACAUGGAAGCCCUCCUCGGGCACGGCCUGGACGACGGCAACGAGGAGGGCUCGUCGUUCUACAUGGAGACGCUGGGCAUCCUGGACCCAGUGGAAGUGGGCAACGACGCCACGCGAGUCAAGUUGGAGACCGACGGCGGCAGUGGUGCCUGCGAAGCCAGUGGCACGCUGGCCUGCGCCCUCGAGCUGCUGGACCCAGAGGCAUCUGACGAGAUGAUGCUGGACAUCGACUUCAACUACGGCUCGCCUCUGGACACGACGACGGACGAGAAGGCCGCGAGCAGCGACACGGGGGCCGCCGACGCCCAGUUCUUGCAGACGAGCCUCUCGCUCACCCUCAACUACGAGGCCAUCAUCCAGAGCUGGGGGAGCUCGCCGUGGACCGGCGGCGGCGAGCGACCACACGUCAAGCUCGACGACAGCUGGCCCCACGACUACACAAACAUGUGGGUUGUGGGAGGAGUGGUCGGCCACGGCGGCGAGGACCUGCUGGGCACGGUGAGGAUGGGGAUGGACGGCGGCCGGGAGGCCCGAGUGUCGCGGUACCGGGAGAAGCGGAGGACGCGGCUCUUCUCCAAGAAGAUCCGGUACGAGGUGCGCAAGCUCAACGCCGAGAAGCGGCCACGGAUGAAGGGCCGCUUCGUCAAGCGUGCCACCGCCGGUGGCAGCCUCGCUUAA
This is a messenger RNA of Miscanthus lutarioriparius, 1353 nucleotides long. The record is from the annotation of a GenBank genome assembly. Lineage: Eukaryota; Viridiplantae; Streptophyta; Magnoliopsida; Poales; Poaceae.